AUGAGCUCGAAGCAGUCUCAAGGACAAAGCAAGUCUAAUACAUCCUCGUCGACACCGUCGUUCCCCCUGGCAAACAGCGCUGCUUCCUCCCGGACGUACGCGCACGCCACAGGACCAACCCCCGAGUUCGCCUCAGCGCACCAUGGAAAUUCGCCUUCAACAACUUCAAACACAGUGAACGGCAAAUCAUCCAUGCAGAAUCAGCAACCUUCCGGGGUGACCAUUGUUAAUGGCGCUCCUUCCGCUCAUGCGGCGGACCACAGCAGAAAACAAUCAGUAACUAUCAGCUCUGCUGGCACCACUGGUUUCAUUCCGAAUGGUGGGCCAGCCGGUAACCCAAAUCGCAACAGCAUUCAGUUUGGAUCCGUAGAUCAGCAAAAUUCGCCUGCGAUGGGUUCUCCCGCUAUCCCCGCCAGUCAGCCUCAUGGCAACUUGAACGUCGCACAGCCCGCGAAUCCCCGUAUCACCUCGCCGUCAACAUCUCCUUCGCCUAUCCCUCAGCCCGCGUCGAGCGGCGGCCGGCCGCCGUCUACAUACCAAGCUCCAGGCAAUGCGCCUAACUUUGGCAGUUUCGGCGACGCAUCCGGAGACGCUCGACAGGUGCGAAUGAAUCAAAACAAUCUUGGUCCUGGUCCUCAAGCUACUCACCUUCGUCGCGAAUCGUCUCAGUCUCAGCACAGCGAUAUGGGCGGCCACAUACCCGGUGGUCCAGGUGGUCCAGCUCGCGGCGGUUACCAAGGUGGUCGCGGUCGUGGAUACUCUGGAUCUGGAUAUCAGAACCAAAUGGGCUACUCGUCUGGUCCUAACUUCCGAGCGACACCAAACCAACGAGGAGGACCUCAAAUGGCCCCUUCUUUCCACCCACCCAACCACGGACGCCCCAUGGGCUACCCCAGCUCUCCUCAUCAGGCUAACCGUAGCCCGGCCAUCGCGAACGCUAACCCCGUCACGCCGCAGAUGAGCCAUGUACCUAUGCAACAUCCACAAAUGGCCAAUCAACACUACGGUGGUUACAACCAACACAUGGGACCCCAAAAUACUUACCCCCACGGUGGUUAUGACCCCAACAGCGGUUACUACUAUCCCGCAUACGGAGUUCAGCAAAACAUGUACAUGCCUCCUUCUCCUCAGCCUCGCCCCGGUAUCCCGUACGGUCAGCCCGGCCAGUUCAUACCAAACCAGUUCCCCGCCGGAACUGUGCAGCCAUCCAUGCAGUCUACGCCACUCUCGAGAAGCACUUCCCAGAUUUCAAACGAUCGUCCCGGCUCCAGCCUGGGUCAGGGCCCUGCCCCGGCAGGCGCCCCUUCCCAAGGUCACGCUCACACUGAAAGCAGAACCUCUAAUAGCCCCGCUCCUCAAAAGAACCACUUCAUCAUUCCCACGCCGAAGAAGAGCGCCAUCGUUAUCAAGGAUCCCAACAGUGGUGCAGUGAAGUCAUUCGAGAAACAGCCAGCAUCCCCAGCUCGUGCUACUCCUUCACCUGUCAAGGGCUCCGCCCCUACGCCUCCUCCACGUGCCGCCAGCGGUGUCGAUCAGACUCGUGCUGAGAGCAAGUCCGUCAAGACUGACGAGGAAAAGAAGAAGGAGCUUCGCGAAGCUGUCCGGAUGAAGAUUGAACAGGAAGAGGCCGAACAACGUCGCAAGGAAGAGGAUGCUCGCAAGGCAAUUGAGAAUCUUUCUAUAGCUGACAAAGAAGACAACAAACCCAAGGCCGAGCCCGCCGCUGCUGAACCCGCCAAGGAGGAAGUCAAGCCUAAGGAUGAGAAGCCUGUUGAAGAGAAGAAGCCUGUCGAAGAGAAGGCUGCUGCUCCUCCGGCUGCCGACGAUGAGAUCGACUUUGAUGCCAUCGAGCGCGAAAUGGCCGAAAUCGAAGCUAGAGAAGCUGCCGCUGAAGCCGAGUACCAAAAGAAGAAGCAGGCCCAGAAGGAAGAGGCUGAGCGCAAGAAGAAGGAAGACGAGGAAGCUUAUGAGCGUAACAUGAAGCAGGCAGAACGCGAAGCCGAGGCUGCCGAAGAAGCUCGUAUGAAGAAACUCGAAUCUGGCGCUGCGGCGGACGAAGACGGCUCCAAGAUGUUCGCAUCUUUGCGCAAGGGCGGAUUCACUGCUAGCGAAAGCCCUGCUCCUCAGUCCCCCGACGAUAGCGGUGCUGCUACACCUGUUUCGCAGUCAGAUGCUUCGAUGGGCCCUCCAUCCAAGCCUGCUAGCGUCGGCAAGGCCAAGCCCGGUCCUCUUAAGCUUGAGACCAAGCCUGUUGAGCCGCCUCAACCUAGCGCAGCUCUCAAAUCCUUGCACAGCGCCAAGUUUUUGGACAGUCUUGCCAUUACUUAUCCUCCUUCAAUUGCCUCUCCCAACCCUGCUUUGAACACCAAUGCUCCAGCGGAUCGUAAAUUCAAGUACAACAAGGAGUUUUUGCUUCAAUUCCAGAAUGUCUUCAAGGAGAAGCCUACUCUAGACUGGGACCUCCGCGUCCGCGAGACUGUCGGCGACAGUGGCGAUUCUUCACGACCACAGUCUGCUCGUACUCCUGGAACUGGUCGCACCGCUUCCCGUGGUGGAAUCCCAUCCACUUUCAAGAUGGGUACUUUCGGUGGAGGUACACCUUCCGUCGGAACUCCAAGGGAUGCUUUCCCCAAUGCUCCAGGCCGUAUGCCGUCGAUGGGCAGCGGUCCAUUUGGCACAUUUGGACGCCCUGGCUCGAUGGGUCCUGGUUCAAUGAGUCGUCCUGGCUCUUCUGCUAAUUUGCACAAUGUGCCUCAAUCACCUCGUCCAGGUUCCAGCAGGAAUACUACUCGCACAGGUAGCAGACGCGACAAGCAGAGCUCCAAGAAGGAGGAGGAAACCAACAAGUCGAUGCCUCUCACCGCCGGUCUUUCUCUCAAACCACUUGAAGUAUCUCAGUCUGGAUGGAAGCCUCGAAGCAUUGGUCAAACACCUGCCGGUCCCACCCCAGGUGGUGAAACCGACUACAUGGCUCCUGAUGUCGUUCAACGUAAGGUCAAGUCCAAUUUGAAUAAGAUGACUCCAGAGAACUUUGACCGUAUCUCCGAACAAAUCCUUGGUAUCGUUUCUCAGUCCAAGCAUGAAUCGGAUGGUCGUACUCUACGCCAAGUCAUUCAACUCACCUUCGAGAAGGCCACCGACGAAGCUCACUGGGCUCCGAUGUACGCCAAGUUCUGCAAACGUAUGCUCGAGAGUAUGAGUUCUGAGAUCAAGGACGAGAACAUCAAGGACAAGGCUGGCAAUGUUGUUGCUGGUGGCAGUUUGUUCCGCAAGUACUUGUUGAACCGUUGUCAAGAGGAAUUCGAGCGUGGAUGGAAGGUCAACCUGCCACCCAAGCCCGAGGGUGAAAGUGAGGCAGCUGCCCUCAUGUCUGACGAAUAUUACAUUGCUGCCGCCGCCAAGCGUCGCGGUCUUGGUCUCGUCAAAUUCAUUGGUGAGCUCUACAAAUUGGGCAUGUUGACUGAGCGUAUUAUGCACGAGUGUGUCAAGAAGCUUGUCGAUUACGAGGGUAUUCCUGAUGAGGCCGAAGUGGAGAGUUUGACCAGCUUGCUACGAACCAUUGGUGCUAGCUUGGAUGUGUCUGAGAAGGGUCAUGCUAUGAUGGAUGCAUACUUUGGUCGUAUUUCUAUGAUGAUGGAGACGCCUGGUCUGCCUAGUCGUUUGAAGUUUAUGCUUAUGGAUGUUGUCGAUUUGCGUUCUGCCAACUGGGUGUCUAAGAAUGGCGACAAGGGUCCCAAGACUCUUACUGAGAUUCGUGAAGAGGCUGCCCGCGCUCAACAAGAAGCUGAGAUGGAGCGUCUCCGCCAACAGGCCAGCCGAGGCGGUGGUCGUAUGCCCAUGGGCCGCGGCGACGCACGCAACUUCUCCGGCGACUACCGCAACCAAGCACCACCCCCAGACUUUGCCUCCAGCAAGGUCGGCAGCGAUGAUCUGCGCCGUCUCAAGACAUCGCGUACCCUCAACCAGCCCGCCUCGUUCGGACCGUCCAGCAUGUUCGGUUCGCGCAGCAGCAGCGGUCGCAAGAACCUUGGCCCUGGCGGCAAUUUGGUUCGUGGUGGUGAAGAUAGCGGAGCCAGCAGCCGCACUGGUACACCACCAGCAGGAAAGAAGGAAGAGAAGGAGGCAGCAUCCUCCAUUAACGCAUUCAGCGCCCUGGCCGCUCUAGACGACAACAUGGCAACCUCCCCCCCCUCCAACCCGACCUCUCCUGAAUUAACAAAAUCGCAACCUAUUAAGAGCGAAGGAGAAACAGCAUAG
Messenger RNA from Talaromyces marneffei, 4257 nucleotides. RefSeq lists its product as uncharacterized. NCBI's taxonomy places the organism in Eukaryota, Fungi, Ascomycota, Eurotiomycetes, Eurotiales, Trichocomaceae. Bases 1 to 4257 code for a protein of 1418 amino acids. The transcript has 6 exons. Gene Ontology annotation, molecular function: mRNA binding; protein binding; translation initiation factor activity. Gene Ontology annotation, cellular component: eukaryotic translation initiation factor 4F complex. The record is from RefSeq and is a predicted model, not a curated record.